Molecule: messenger RNA, 1889 nt
Organism: Zophobas morio
Lineage: Eukaryota; Metazoa; Arthropoda; Insecta; Coleoptera; Tenebrionidae
Product: UDP-glycosyltransferase UGT5-like
Exons: 4
Coding region: 306-1841 (511 amino acids)
Molecular function (GO): UDP-glycosyltransferase activity
Source: RefSeq, a predicted model, not a curated record
AAUAAAAUAACCACGAUCAUUUCCUCUGACAACGGGGAUUUUUCAUUGGCUUAGUCGCGAAGGUCAAAGCUACUACUCGAGUCUGGGAUUCCUCUUGCCCGCUUUUCAUUGAAUCGUUGCCAACUGAUGUUAUAUAUAGUCACAACACAUAGUUUGCUGCAGGCAAACAGACCGUUUAGCGCUGCAGCAGUUCACCGUAAUUUAUAACAGUGCGAAAAUUGUGAUCGCGUGAUGUGUUUGAAACAUGUUUAACAACAAAAGUUUGCGGUGUUGAGGAUCUUUGUUUUACGACAAAAUAAACAAAAAUGGAAAUUGUUACGCUACUUCUAGUCAUUUUGUCUUUGAAAAGUACCGACGGUGCGAAAAUUUUGGGGAUUUUCCCGGUACCGGCCCCUAGUCACUAUAUUUUAGGCAGUUCUUUAAUGCGGGGUUUGGCCGAAAAAGGGCACGACGUCACUUUCAUCAGUCCUUUCCCCGAAAAAAACCCACCCAAAAAUGGAACUUAUACAGACGUUCUUCUAACCGGUUUUUGGGAAAUGGCUGAAAAAAGAAGACAAGAAAUGAGUUUAUUCGAGCAAGAAAACGCCAACAGUUUCCUAGUGAUGGCCUUCAUGAACCGAAUGUUGUUGAACUUGACGGAACAAACCCUCAACCACACCAACGUCCAAAAACUUAUACAUUCCAAAGCAAAGUUCGACGUUGUUAUAGUCGAACAGUUUAUGAAUGACGCACUUAAAGCAUUCGCGUCUCAUUUUAAAGCACCUUUGGUUCUUGUUAGUACCAUCGGGGCCAACGCUUGGGUUAAUUUAAUAGUGGGAAACCCGGCUCCGCCUUCCUACGUGCCGGCGCUCUUCUUCACGGUGUCAAACCCGAUGACUUUCUACGAGAGAGUAAUUAACAGCCUCAUGUACGUUUUCACCGAGAUUCUAAACCGUGUUUACGUGUACCCGCAACACGCUAAACUCGUCGAAAAGUACUUCCCGGAAGGUACUAACCUCAGCUACGCAGCGUCUAUAGUUUUGCUAAAUUCACACCCGAGUACCAAUCAACCAGUGCCCUACGUACCCAAUAUGAUUGACAUCGGCGGGUACCACGUUUCGCCCCCCAAGAAACUCCCUCAAGACUUGCAGAAGUUCCUCGAUAGCGCCAAAGACGGAGUGAUUUAUUUUAGUAUGGGUUCAAACCUAAGAAGCUCCCACUUACCGCCUGACAAGCGUGCCGCUUUAUUGAAAACUUUUGCCAAAUUGAAACAAAAAGUACUGUGGAAGUGGGAAGAGGAAGUACUGCCGGGGCAACCCGCUAACGUUAAAUUGUCCAAGUGGUUUCCACAACAAGACAUUUUGGCGCACCCUAAUUUGAAGCUUUUUAUUACACACGGCGGGCUUUUGAGUACUACCGAAACUAUUUAUCACGGAGUACCGGUUUUGGCGAUUCCGGUGUUCGGGGACCAGAAGUUGAACGCCCAGAAUAUUAUUAAUAAUGGGUAUGGUUUAUCACUAAGUUACCGAGAGCUUACGGAGGAAAGGUUAACCGAAAAACUGAACAAACUUUUGACUGAUCCAACAUAUGGCAACAAUGCCAAAAACAGGUCUAAAUUGUUUCAUGAUCGUCUCAAUAGUCCGAUGGACACAGCCGCCUACUGGGUUGACUACGUGGUACGACAUAAAGGAGCCCCCCAUUUGAAAGUAGCGGCUGUUGAUUUACCGCUCUAUCAGUAUUUUCUAGUAGAUGUGGUCGUCUUUCUAAUAUUGGCUAGCGCAAUUCUGUGUUAUUUAUUUGUCAAGGUUGUGAAAAUGACAUGUCGUAAAAGUGUAAAUCAAGAAAAAUUGAAAAAAAAUUAGUUGAUUAUAUUUUGUGUAUAUUUUUAAAUAAAUUGUAGUGUAUACGAA